Molecule: messenger RNA, 3432 nt
Organism: Chara braunii
Lineage: Eukaryota; Viridiplantae; Streptophyta; Charophyceae; Charales; Characeae
Source: the annotation of a GenBank genome assembly
GCGAGGAAUGAGGCGGUGUGCUGGAUGUGCCGGAUGAGGGAGGAGGUGGAGGGAACGGGACGAUGGUGGAGGUUGAAGGGUUGGUGGAUGUGGUGGUAGAGGUGGUAGAGGUGGUAGGAGUGGAGGAGGUCGGCGGGGGGGUGUUGCUGGAGGCGGCUGUGAAGGAGGGAGCGGUUUGCGCUGUGGAGGAGGGAGUGGUUUGCGCUGUGGAGGAGGGAGUGGUUUGCGCGGUGGUGACGACCGUGAUGGAGGGGAUGGUCCCUUCGAUCGUGGUGACGCGGUCGCAUAUGGACGACAUGUUGGCCUUUAUGUCGUCGAGAGAGGCGGUGACGGAGGUUCAGAGGGUAUUGGUGAUGAUGACAUCAACCGCAGGAGAGCAUACAUUCAACCCAUCCUUGCAGAUCGUGGCGUUCAAAGCACACUUUCUGCAAAUGGAGCGGACCAGGAAUCCUACGUGUCAGUGGUCUAUCCUAACUCUGCGCAAACAUGACGUCAACAUGAAUCGACCAUGGCUAGAUCUAUAUGGGAUGCGUGUACCGCCGACAUCAGAUUUUGCUUCUUUGACGCAGCGGCAAGACAAGUCACUUAUCCACAAAAUGCUUCCAGAUGAGGUCCUCUAUGAGGUUUUUGCUUGCGCAAGUCCGUAUACUCUAGGCCGAUGCGCAUGUGUUUGUCGGAAGUGGAGAUAUCUGACACGCAAUCCCAACUUGUGGCGCAAUCAUUGCGUGAAGACAUGGCGGAAUGAGGGUUUGCCAGAUAAUCGUCGGCUGCUGGAGCACUACUACCACGGAUCGUGGCGAAUCAUGUGGCAACUACGCCCAAGACUGCGAACUGAUGGUCAGCUAUAUCAUUUCCUGCUUGUGAUAAUGGUGACGUAUUUGUCAAGUGAUGAUGAUGAUGAUGAUGAUGAUGAUGAUGAUGAUGAUGAUGAUGUGAUUGAUUAUGUGUGUUAUUAUCGGUAUCUGCGCUUUUAUGCAAAUGGCAAGUUUCUCUACAAGGUAUCGCCACGUUGCCUCUCCAGGGUGGCCAAGAUGAUGGAAGGAAGAGGGUCGAAAGAAAAUGGGGUCUUUGCAGGCCGCUUCACACUGACCAAUGACAGGGUUGAGGCAGCCAUUCUGUACCCUGGACUGUGGCCAACGGUCCUCAGAAUUCGCCUCAGGCUUCGGGGCACACGACCAGGAGCGAACAACAGGCUGGACACCCUAUCUCUUGUGACAUGUGGCGUUGACGAGGCAGAAGUGGCCGAAGGAGAUGGAGAUGCGGUCCUGGACACUGUUGCGGGCUGGGAAGAAGAGGAGACACACAACACAGAUGUGCCAGCUGUCCAUCAUAACACCAGUGUGUCUACAUUUGUGUUUGUUCCGUUUGAGGAGGUGGAGACAUCAGAGCUCAAUUUUCCUGUGGAAAGAAUGGACUUCUUUGUGCCAGGUUAGGAUCCAGGCUUGGAAAGAGUUGAAAGCGCAGCAGAUCGAUCGAUGACCGCAGUGAUGGUUAUGGGAUAGUUCAUGUGUGAUACCAUGCGGCACCACAAUUUAUGGGAAAAAAUAUCUGAAAGUGUGAAAAAAUUAUAUGAAAGUGUCAUUUCCCCCCCUUUCUGCAUACUACAGUCCAUCGGGCAGUUCUCUGUGACUAUAUAUAUCAUAUAUGUAUGCAUAUAUAUCGUGAAACAGAGCUGCCCGGUAAACUGUAGGCAGAGAGGGAGAAGAGGACAACAAUAGGAAGAGAGUAUAUGGGAAGAGAGUGAGACUGGCUUCAUGAGGUUCAUGUAUGAUUGGCGAUAUGAAGCAGCAGCUCGCACUGUGAAUAGCAAGGGGGGUAAGGAGUAGGAGUGGACUUGCAUCUCUUUACAGGUUUGGUUUUUGGAACCUCCUCCUUUUCAUGUCAUGUUUGUCGAAUAGGCUGGAUUGUUCUUUACUAGGCCUCUCUCUCAAGGGAGGUGGUAUUGAAACUCCGACCUCUCUCUGUGUCUUCCUUACAAACCACUCUCCUCGUCUCCUCGAUUGUAUACUCUCGAUGUCUAUGCUGUUUUGACACUCUUAAACCACCGCUACUUCCGAGCUGCUGCUUGUCGAGGCAGUGUCCCGAUGCGCGCCAUGAAUAACGAACCGCCAUGGGGGCGUUUUCUUCUUCGUUCGGUUGGCACCACCAAGCAUUUUGGUCCGGGAGCUCUGUUCGUCCGAAGAACCCGGAUGGUUGCACUGUCGAUACUUUGCCUGGGAAAGGUAGUGGUGGUUUAAUACGUACGAGGCAAAGCAUUGGAGGUCUCUUCUCUUUGUCUGACCACUCUGGUCACCGAGGACGAGGACGAGGACGGGAACUCGAUCGUGGGGUCUCAACUCGUGUGACACUAACUAACUAAAUGACUAAGGGGCAGAUCCCACUGGCAAAGAGGAUUGGAAUAAGUGGCAGAAUCUGGACGUGUUCCAAACAGAGGAGAUGCAGAAAAGCAGACGAAUCACAACUUUUUGCACCUCUCCACAAACACCUCCAGAUUCAGAGGCUUAUUCCAAUCCUCUUUGCCAGUGGGAUCUGGCCCUAAUGCACUGGUUCAGGGCGUGUGAUACACAAUGCCUGCGAUUCUGUGACAGACAGGAUAUUCGCUCACGUGCAUGCAUGGAUGGGCACACAUUUCAAAGAAGAUUGAGCGAAACAGGAGCACAUCAUGCUGAUGGAUUCCUGUUUUUCCGACGAACGAGGCUGUUUGUGAGCGCUUCGAGUGCCUUCACCCCACAGCUCACUCUCCCUCUUCAGAGCAGAUCAUAGUAGUAGAGUUUAUAUUCAACAAUGGAAUCCCAACCAUUGCAGAGGGCAGAGGGUGGAGUGCACGGACGAUGAGCGUUCGUUUCAUAGAGACAGAGGAUGGCAGGUGAAAGAAUGGAUAUAAUAUAAUGGCUAUUAGACCCUCCAGGGCAAUUCAAUCGGCGGUGAAGCUUGCAGACCUCAGAUUACGAUCAGUUCUACGCAGCGUGCCUACUGCAUAAGUGUACGAGGGUUCGUCAGUGUAACACGGGUGGAGGGUGGGGGGGCCCUUCCACUUGUUCUGGAUUCCAGUUCUCCCUCUGCAUUUUAUUGUUGCCUCUUGUUCGUAUAGAAGCGCACUUAAACCUGGGUUGCCUGUUCCAGAUCGAGCGCGCGUGAACCUGACUUAGAGCGCGUUCUCACACACAUUGACUUUCCUAGAUUCAUCCUACGGUAAUCUUUCAAAGUAGCUCCAGUGUGCAUAUGCCCCUGUUAGAUGUGGCCAUGGUAAUCAUAGACUUACCUAGAUUCAUCCAAUGGUAAUCUUUCAAAGUAGCUCCAGUGUGCAUAUGCCCUUGUUAGAUGUGGAUAUGGUAAUCGUAGACCGCUUGUGAAUACUUGAGUUAACUUGAGUGUAACUUGAGUUUAACUUGAGUUAAGUUAGUUAACUUGAGUUAAGUUUAGUUUAACUUG